AUCAGUGCUCUGUGGGUUGUCGAGUGUCUCUUAUUGUGUCUACCAUAGAGUCUCUAGCGCCAUUACGCACCGCUGUACAAAGAACUGCUACUCAGGACACUACUGCGUCGGCUCACAUUCUGACGUCAUCGGGAAGCCAGUUGCUCCGACGUCGUCGGGAAGGAGGAUGCCCCCACGCUGGCCUCCGCUGUGCCUCCAGCUGCUGGUGCUGGUUUCGCUGUCCUCUGCUGGCGCCGCCAUCAGGUGCCCGGAGGCUUGCCGCUGCAUCCAGUCUCGCACGCGCAACGCCGCCGACUGCUCCAGUUCGUCGCUGAGCAGCGCCCCGGCCGGCCUGGACUCCGCCACCACCAUCCUGGACCUGUCCUACAACCGGCUUGCGGCGCUGCGCAACGGCUCCCUCACUCGGGUGGCUUCCAGCCUCCAGAAGCUGGUGCUGCUGGAGAACGUCAUAGCCGAGGUCGAGUCGGGCGCCUUCCAGGGUUUCUCGCAGCUGUGGUGGCUCAGCCUGGAGAACAAUGCCCUGCACAGUCUGCACCCUUACACGUUUUCGGGCGCACCGAAGCUGUGGAAGCUGAUCCUCAGUGGGAACCCUCUGCACCUCCCACUGGAUGGUGGGCCAUUUCUGGUGGCCCCAGAACUGAGGAUUCUGGAACUCAGCCGAUGUGGCAUCUCUACUGUGCCGCCUGCUACCUUCCGGAACCUCACCGGCCUGUGGACACUGCGUCUCAAGGAGAACCGCCUGCGUGCAGUGGACGGCCUGACGGACCUUCAGGAGCUGGAAGUUCUCGAUCUCCACGGGAAUGAGAUCGUCUCCAUCCGACCGGACGCGUUCGUCACUGUGCCCAAGCUGAAGCAGCUGAAUGUGAGCAGCAACCCACUGCUGGUGCUGUCCAGUGGAACAUUUCUGAACGCGGCCCACCUGUCCUUUCUGGAUCUGAGUCAAACUAACGUGACGCGUCUGGGUCCCGAUGUCUUCAGUGGAAUGCCAGCACUCACUGUCCUCAGGAUAAGCAAGACGCCGCUGAGCUGGAUCGACUCACGAGCGUUCUCCAACCUGUCCCAGUUGGAGAGGGCCGCUCUCGACAACAACGCCAUCUCGACGCUGGACGCGAGUACUUUCUCGAGCAACGGCCAGCUGCUCGAGCUGGACUUGAGCGGCAACGGGCUGGAGGUGGAGGCGCAGAGGGUGCUGCUGCGGGCGGCGGCGCUGACGCGGCUGGAGGUGGGCGGCGCGCGCAUGCCCGCGCUGGGGGCCGACACCUUCCGGGGACUCCCCGCGCUCAGCGUGCUGGGCGCGCCCGCCUGCGGGUUGGCCAGCCUCGAGGACGACGCCUUCGCCGCCCUGCCCGACCUGUACGAGCUGCACCUGCAGGACAACCUGCUCACCGCGCUGCCGGACGCCGCCUUCAGCCGCUGCCACCGGCUCGCCGAGGUGAACCUACGUGGCAACAGGCUGCUGCAGCUGUCGUCGUUCCCAGCUGCUCCAGCACUGGAGCGCCUGGACUUGGGACACUGCGGCCUGGAGGGUGAGCUGCCUUCGUUUGGGGCCGCGCCCAGGCUGCGCCGCCUGCUGGUCGACGGCAACCGGCUGACCAGCCUGGACGCUGAAGGCCUGACGGCUGCACUGCCCCAGCUGCGGCGACUGGACGUGCAGAGCAACCCCUGGAGCUGCGACUGCAGGCUCAGGCCUCUGUGGCGCUGGUGCCACGCUGCGGCUGCAGUCAGGAGCCCAGCUGUGCAAGUCUUGGGGAGGCCCGUCGACAUUGGAGAAGACGCAACUCGCUGUCCAGAGGACGUGAUGUGCGGACAAGCACAGCGCGAGCACUGGGACCUGCUGGAGACUCUGCGCUGCCCAGGAGACCCAGAGUCUGGAGAGGCCGUCGCUGAACACGACCCUAACCUGGACGUGGAGAUGAUCAGCAUGUCAGGGCGACAGCGCUCUGCAAGGCGCGCCUGAGCUCCCAAGGGAUGCUGUUUGGGUUUCUGUAAAUGCCAUUUGUGGGAAUCCCAAGUUACACUGUGCAGCUACCCUAUGCUCUGGCUGGCUGUACUGAAAUUGAUGUCAUGCAUAAUGUACCAAGCUAUUGCUCUGAGAAUUACAGAGGAAUGGACAGGGAUUUUAAUCUCUACUCUACAGUUCAGUUCACCGAAGUUCUAAGGGCCAAGAUGAGAGACAGACCAAGCGGUAGUUCUAACGAUGAUUGCCAUAGAUCACGAUCUUCUGGCUUGCUGUGGUCUUGAGGGACGCCCUGUCUGCCCUAAGAACUAGUUAAUCUGAGGUCGAUGGGUAUAAUGCGAUGGGGUGGGUAUAUAAAUCUCCACUCUGUUGGAAGACCCAAGGACUCUGAUGCUCAUAUAACAAAUUUUAUCUCUAGUUAUGUUGAACUUGCUAUGCUGGAACAGGUAUCUCUACCCCUUCGAUGUGUGAUUUCCUCAGGGAAAUGAUGCAUUACAUUCCAAGAAGAGUAUGUCGAGGCGAUGGAAAACUGUGCUGUAUCAGAGUUGCUCCUCCUGUGGGAACAGUGACUCACAUUGAAAGGAAAUCUUUUUAUUGUCGGUCACAUCAGUAACAGAAAAUAAUACCGUUUUAGCCACGAAGAUGGACUGUUGACACGACCGCUCACGAUAAAUGCUUUCUGAUACCUGAAAGAGCGUUGUAAACACCAGUUCGUAAGAAAACUACUUUCAUAUAUGGUAGGAAGCCAAGGUUGAAACUCCUCGACUUAGCAAAGGAAGAAUUUCUUCAUUAUGAAGAAAAUGCUCUUUUCUGUUUAAAUGUAGGCCACUUUUCAAUCAACCCACAUUAUGCGUAAUUUUUCCAGUCAGCAGAUUCCAUUACUGAAAUGCAGUUUUGGAAGGGAUUGCAAAAAAACACUAUGUAUGUACCCUAAUCGCUUCGUUAAAAUAAUACAGACAAAGGUUUUUCUUUUUAUAGAUUUGAUACAGGUGUAAAUGAGGGUAUCAUACAUGUUAGAGUGAAUGUUUCAAAGUUUCAUAAUUCAGGUCACUCAGUUUUCCAACUGCCAAAGAACAAUGCAGGAAAGAAUAUCUGUUGUGGUGAAAGACGAUUUUUUUUUGCAGCCCAGGUCUCCUGUCAUCAUUUUUUCUUACAUUUAAUCUAGGAAACUUAGGUAUUUUGAAACUUGAAAGUUGUCUUUUUAACCUCUACAAGGCUCCCUUUUGAAUUCUAAACCAUAACCUUCCUGACAUCGACUCUGCACUGGGAUUCAUUCACUACUUUGAUUUGUGUUAUGUUUCUUGCUUCAAGUGUUGGACCUCUCUCUACCACAGUAGCAUAUUUGAAUACGAAAUCAGGUGAAAUAUUGUUAACAUUGCUGAGAUAUUCGUUCUUACUUUUGCUUUUGGCUAGCGUUCUAUUGCAUAAUGCAUAAAUCUUUCUCAUAGUUAAUUAUCCAAUUCAAAUGUACUGUACAGUUUUUUCGGAUAUUACUUUGCUGAAAGCUGUGACAAUAGAUUAAUCUCUGCAGCCUGUCUCGUAAUAUUAUUAGUUCACAUGCUUUUAUUGGUCGUAUGAGCACAGGAUUUAUCGUC
This is a messenger RNA of Schistocerca americana (American grasshopper), 3552 nucleotides long. Its product is annotated as insulin-like growth factor-binding protein complex acid labile subunit. Lineage: Eukaryota; Metazoa; Arthropoda; Insecta; Orthoptera; Acrididae. Gene Ontology annotation, molecular function: protein binding. The record is from RefSeq and is a predicted model, not a curated record. Bases 167 to 1957 code for a protein of 596 amino acids. The transcript has 7 exons.